This is a messenger RNA of Rhinopithecus roxellana (golden snub-nosed monkey), 2730 nucleotides long. RefSeq lists its product as uncharacterized. The coding region runs from base 1 to 576 and encodes 191 amino acids. The transcript has a single exon. The record is from RefSeq and is a predicted model, not a curated record. Lineage: Eukaryota; Metazoa; Chordata; Mammalia; Primates; Cercopithecidae.
AUGCAGCGCGGCCCGCUGUCCCCCGGUCCCAGUGACGGUCCUGGCGCGCUCGGAACUUCGUAUCCCGGCGUGCAUCGCGGGCAGGGCACGGCGGGACUACGAGUCCCAGCGUUCAACGCAGGCGGGCAGCCUAUUACCCCGUCACACGCGGAGACCCAGCCUCCUGAGACUACGAGUUCCGGCAUGCACCGCGAGCCGCUCUCCUCGACUUCCGUCGCGCACUGCGAGUCCCAAUGUCGCGAGACUACGGGUCCUGGCAUGCCGUGCGCGCCGCGGGCACGGAGACCUGAGGCUGUUGGCGUCCGGGUGGCCCCGCCUCGUGUCCAGCCCGGACCCCACGCCGCGGGAGCUGCUGUGGUCUUCUCUUCCUCCGACCUUCCCUUCGACGCGGCAGCGCAGGGGCAGGUGCGCCGCCCUCGGCCCGCGCAGGCGGUGGGCCCGCUUGGGGCAAGGCGCCCGGAAGCCCCUGGUGGGUUCAGAAAAUCCGAGCGACCGCAGCGGGAGGGCGGGCACGGAGCGUGGUCCCAGUGGCCCCGGGCGAACCCUGAUGAGCAGCAGCCGCAAGUGUCUUAUUAAAGGAGAGCCAGUUUCUACGUUUGUCGGGAGUUUACGUGAAUUAAGCUGGCGGGCGGGCGGCCCAGCCUGUAGUCCCAGCACUUUGGGAGGCUGAUGCCGGCGGAUCACCUGAGCCUGGGAGUUGGAGACCAGCCUGGGCAACAUAGCAAGACCCCAUCUCUAAAAUAGAUUCAUUAAUACUUAGCCGGGCGCGGUGGCUGAGGUCCCAGCUACUCGGCAGGCCGAGGCGGGAGGCUGGACUGAGCCAGGCCCCUCUGGACUGUUUUUACUUUUUCAGCCUUAAUACGUGCCCGAGUUCUUUUUUUACUGUGUAUCUUUGUUCUUACAUAUAUAAGUGUUAUGUACAAUUGAGAUUAUCCUGUAUUUGCCUUUUCCCCUCACGUUUAUAUGGUGGCUUUUCUCAUUUUAGUAAACAUUUUGGAAAUUGUCGGCCAAAAAAGAAGCGGAGGCAUAGUUUCUUUAAGUAGAGAGUUUAUUUAGGCCACCCUUGAGGAGCACAAAUUCAAGGCACCCUGAGUGUGUACUCCGAUUAGCAGUUAGCAGUGGGUUUUAAAGGCAAAAGAGGGAGCCAGAGAGUCGACUAAAAGGAACUUGUUUGUCAGGAAUUUCACUGGUUUACAGAAAUAACAUUGAUUAGUGACUGACUCUGUGUUAAGCUAUUGAGUGUGGGUGUAGUGUCCAGUGUGGCGUUAUUAGGUUAAUUUAUAGCUGUUUGUAGCGCUAUUGCCACUGGUCGCAGUUUAAAGAGAUGAACACAGGUCAAAGGGUAGUGGGGCGUGAUUGUCACCUCAUUUGAAUGUCUCUCUCGGCCUGAUAAUUAAAAGGACUCACGUUCCUCAGAUAAAAAUUGUUUUCUCAAAACCAUUUACAUUUGGUAAUUAGAAUGGCACAGAAUGGGCACAGUGCCUUUUAGCCCUCACCAUUACUUGCUGUUAGGAGUGCAUUUUUUGUAGCUGCGGGUUUUUGCCUAUCUGUGCUGCCUUCUCCAGCCCCUGCCCCCAUGACUGCAAGGGAAAACGUGCGGCGCUCACGAGAGAGCGUUUAUGGGAUUUUUAAAAAAGUAGAGAUUGUGGGAAAAUGGCACCAGCAGUCACAGUCUUUCAGUUUCUCACAAUCCCAUAAAGACAGAACAACCAGGUAACAAAACUAAAAGCAUGGGCAACAUUUACAAGGCCACUGGAUGAUGAAGAAUUCCCAUGAACCCCUCGUUGACACUGUAAGGACAGACUACUCAAAUGUAGCCUGAAGCCACCUUCUUACAUUCUCUUAAGUUUAGCCUGUAGGUUUCUCCAUACGUAGUGAUCUGUAAUCUAACUGGAUGUGUGGACAGAGUAUAACCUACUCUUGAACCAGUCACAGGUGGUCAGCUCUUCAAACUCUGUUUCAAUAGGCCACAUGCGAGCUGUAGCCGCCCUGCUGUUUGCAGGCCUCACCUCUGCCUUCUGUGCCUCACUCCUUUUUCUGUCUGGAAGUCUUUGGCCACACAGCGGCACUGGAGUCUCUCUGAGCCUGUUGUGGUUUGAGGGGCUCCCUGAUUCCUGAAUCAUUCUUUGCUCAGUUAAACUCUGUUAAAUUUAAUGUUUCUCAAGUUUUCCUUUGAACACUCCCAGCAGCGCAAGCCCUGGGUGAUGUCAGCGCCUGCGAGAGAGAAAGUGGUGGUGAACAGGUUUGUCUCAGAUGUUGAUAUGUAUCAACAUUCCCUAUUUGAACCUCUUCCCACCGGCGGCGUGUGAACUUUGGUUUGAAAACAUAAUUCUGUAAAAGGGGAAGAACCUGUGUUAUUUAGGGAUUUGAAAUGCAGACCUUGAUGGAACUGACAGGCUGAUCUAGGUAGACAGAUGUAGACGUCCCUAGAUGAUUACAACUCCAACCUGGGUAGAUGCCCUGUGGUCUUCCAAUUAGAGAUGCUAGACAGCAAAUGAAACUUACCUUGUCUUUAAUUGGUGUGCUACCUUUGGUUAAAAUCAGCUAUCUUACAGGCAUCAUGAAAUAAAACUUUAGUAUCAACAGAUUGAAACAAAUUUAUUGGGAAGAAAGUGAGGCCACAGUCAGGAAAAUUAGCAUAAGCCACCACCUGUUAGUCAAGAAUCUUAGAAACGGGCUGGGCGCGGUGGCUCAAGCCUGUAAUCCCAGCACUUUGGGAGGCCGAGACGG